CAGUUUCAAAGCUUAAAAGCAUCUGCGCGCACUCGUUAGCCAAUCUACUGUGUUUGUGUGAACGAUCAGGGAUAUACUUCUUCAUUCUUAGAGGAAUGUUGCACGAGUUGCUUUUAGCGCUCUUAGGAUACACGGGGGAUCUCAUCGUUGACCAAAGAGAGCGGCAGCGAUCUCUCGGUGGACAGUUGCCUUCCGACGGCCCAAUAUCAGAGGAAUGCACCUUUAAGCUUGCUCCUGAUAUCUCCUUCUUAGAACCCUCCGAAAGAGAUGCCAUAGAGAAGCUUAUUUCCUUAGGCUUCUAUUAUAAAGAGCUUGAUCGCUUUGCAACGAAGUGUCGGGACUUAAGUUGGAUACGUUCCACAAAUGAUGUUCCCAUUUUACAGGCUUCUGAUUUGCUGAAAGAGAAAACAAAACAGCCAAGCAUGUACCGCAGGGCGAUUGCAAAUGGCAUUGUUGAAAUAUUAUCGGUUUACAGAUCUGCUGUUUUACAUGUCGAGCAGAAAUUACUGUCAGAUCCUACACCAAUUUUGGCAACAGUGACUCAAGGACUCAACAAGUUUUUUAUCCUUUUGCUUCCACUUUAUGAACUCAUUGUGGAGAUCGAGCGUGACGAUAUUCGGGGAGGGCAGCUUCUCAACCUUAUGCACAAACGAUGUCACUGUGGAGUGCCUGAAUUGCAAGCUUGCAUUCAAAGGCUCUUUUGGCACGGACAUCAGGUCAUGUAUCAGCAACUCUCAUCAUGGAUGGUAUAUGGAAUCCUUCAAGACCAGCAUGGCGAGUUCUUCAUUAGAAGGCUGGAAGAUAGGGAUGUAGAGAGUGAAUCAUCUAAUCCAGAUAUGUUCCAAAAGUUGGGAACAAAACUACCUGACGAUGCAUCUAUAAGAGAUUGGCACUUGGGUUUUCAUAUAUUCCUGGACAUGUUGCCUGAGUACAUCCAGAUGCCUGUCGCAGAAUCAAUCCUUUUUGCUGGAAAAGCAAUAAGGGUCUUACGAAAUCCAAGUCCUGCCUUCAGAUGUCAGGAUGCUGUUUCUCAUCAACAGCUACCAAGAGGAUCACAUAGACUUCAAGGGUUUAUUGGACGCUUUGCUUUCCAGAGAGAGGCUUCUGGGGAUGCAAAGUUGAUUGGAGAGGAAUUACUUCCACAGUCUGAGGCUGAUAAGAUUGAUCUUAUGCUUCAAGAGCUAAAGGAAUCGUCUGAGUUCCACAAGAGGUCAUUUGAAAAUGCUGUUGACUCUGUUCGUGCUAUUGCAGCCAGCCAUCUUUGGCAGCUUGUGGUUGUGCGUGCUGACUUGAAUGGUCAUUUGAAAGCCCUUAAAGAUUAUUUUCUUUUAGCAAAAGGAGAUUUCUUCCAGUGUUUUCUUGAGGAAAGUCGCCAAUUGAUGCGUCUACCACCUCGCCAGUCAACUGCCGAAGCUGAUCUUAUGGUCCCAUUUCAGCUGGCUGCAAUAAAGACUAUAGGUGAUGAAGACAAAUACUUCUCAAGAGUGUCCUUAAGAAUGCCUUCAUUUGGAAUCACUGUUACUCGAUCCGAAGUUGAUUUACCAAAGAUGAAAGCUGGUGCUGAUGGAAGCGUGGGUGUUGUUUCUCAAGGAAAUGCUUCUUCAGAGUUGUCCCUUGAUGGAUGGGAUGGAAUUGCUCUUGAAUAUUCCGUUGAUUGGCCUUUACAGUUAUUCUUUACACAAGAGGUGCUCUCUAAGUAUCGCAGGGUUUUUCAGUAUUUGCUCCGGCUAAAACGAACACAAAUGGAAUUGGAAAAAUCAUGGGCUUCUGUGAUGCAUCAGGAUCAUACAGAUUUUGCCAAACAUCGGAAUAAUCGGAUUAACUACUCGGCAUCUCAGCAGCGACGGCAACGCUGUAGACCAAUGUGGCGAGUUAGAGAGCAUAUGGCCUUCUUGAUUAGAAACCUGCAGUUUUAUAUCCAGGUUGAUGUUAUAGAGUCUCAAUGGAAUGUUUUGCAAGCGCAUAUCCACGAUUCUCAUGAUUUCACCGAACUAGUGGGCUUCCAUCAAGAAUACUUGUCAGCGUUGAUUUCACAAUCUUUCUUGGACAUUGGUUCUGUCUCAAGAAUACUGGACAGUAUAAUGAAACUUUGCCUGCAGUUCUGCUGGAAUCUUGAAAAUACUGAAAGCAGUUCAACUGCACUUGAACUGGAACAUAUAACUGAGGAGUUCAACAAGAAAUCCAAUUCCUUGUACACCAUACUUCGCAGUAGUAGACUUGCUGGGAGUCAGCGGGCCCCAUUUCUGAGACGUUUUCUCUUGCGCCUGAACUUCAAUUCCUUCUUUGAGACUACUGCGAGAGGAGUUCUGAAUGUUGUUAGAUCCCGUCCAACACUUCCCCUCAUUCAUCAGUAAUAUGAGUACUUGCAUUUUUAAGAGCUGGGAUGAUGCAUCACUAGGUUGGCUGUUGGUGGCAAUUCAUGGCUGUUUAUUUGUUGCAAGUGUGUCAGAGGAUGAUCAAAAUUCUUCCAUUUCUUCCACAAUGGGGAUGAUUAGUACCCUGGCGGUGCUUUGGGUUCUGACAUGGAGCGUGUGUCUAAGAUUUUUUUUAUAUUUAUUUUUUACAAGGGUGAUAUGGAUGUUAGAGUAAUGGUGUUCAGUUUUAGCCAUGUCAGUUGUACAGCGAGUUUGUAAUGCAAUUUGGCUUACUAAAAGACUUGCCAAUGAAAAUUGAAAAGUGGCAGGGAAAAAAAUACAAAAAAAGAGAUAUUUGGGUGGAUGUCUGUAAAUCGAGCUGCUAGGUCUGUCUUAUUGGGAACUAGUCAAGCUUGAGAU
Telopea speciosissima is the source of this 2774-nucleotide messenger RNA. RefSeq names its product gamma-tubulin complex component 4. Gene Ontology annotation, biological process: mitotic cell cycle; spindle assembly; cytoplasmic microtubule organization. Bases 96 to 2354 code for a protein of 752 amino acids. NCBI's taxonomy places the organism in Eukaryota, Viridiplantae, Streptophyta, Magnoliopsida, Proteales, Proteaceae. Gene Ontology annotation, cellular component: equatorial microtubule organizing center; spindle pole; gamma-tubulin complex. The record is from RefSeq and is a predicted model, not a curated record. The transcript is spliced from 16 exons. Gene Ontology annotation, molecular function: microtubule minus-end binding; gamma-tubulin binding.